This is a messenger RNA of Lithohypha guttulata, 1320 nucleotides long. RefSeq lists its product as uncharacterized. The record is from RefSeq and is a predicted model, not a curated record. NCBI's taxonomy places the organism in Eukaryota, Fungi, Ascomycota, Eurotiomycetes, Chaetothyriales, Trichomeriaceae. The transcript has a single exon. Bases 1 to 1320 code for a protein of 439 amino acids.
AUGGAUGACUUACCUCUUUAUCCAGGACUUGAAAGCCCCUUAAACUUCGACUUUCGAGUCGAACCAUCAACAUACCCACAAGCAAGCCUGCCGCGAGACAAUACCCAGCAAUUGACUAACGAAGCCAUAGACGUUGCGAUCACGAAAUCUACUCCUAGUCACGUUGAUCGUGGGCCCGAGAUAGAUUAUGAACAUAUUAUCGACAGUAAGUUCGAGCUUUUUGAUUUCGAAAACUUCCCGCAAGACGAGAAAGUUCUGAGAGGUGGACUCGUUGACGCCAUUAUCUUUAUUCACAAAGGUGCUGAGAUCAUGGCUAACAUGAAAGACAUAGGAGCAAGUCAAUCAUUCCUACGCUACUUCCGUGAGCAGGAUACACCCACCGUCCUCUACGUGUUAUCGAGCUUGGCCUCACGACUGGGAGCAGCCGGAUAUCCACAGCAUACCUGGAGUCAACCACGUUUGAAGCUAUACCAUUACACUGCUUCGCGCGUUGAGGUUGUAAGUCAGCCCGGAGGUUUGGCGUACAUGUCGGGAGCGUACGGUCCUGACAGGCUUGAGGAAGAAUACAUGGUCGUAUGCCGCCUGUUACUCGAGGGUCGAGAUCAAGGAUUCACAACCGGUGAUUCACAACGUCUGUCAGACAUCGACGGUACGGACCUGGGGUUCUGCGCGUCUUCAGCCAUGUACUUCGUCGGUCUGACGCUGGUCCAUGAGCUUCUUCAUUCACGAGACCUGGGCUCAAUAUUUUGUGGUCCUCCAAAUAAAGCUAAUGUCCCCUGCUCCACAACCAUAGAUGAUGUGGUGUUUGUGUCUCCUACGACUGGACUAUUCAUCCAGACUUAUGGACCAUGGGUCUCGCAGGAGCUUCGACGUGCUCAUCCGGAAUGGUGCACGCACAGCGUAGAGCCUUAUGUCUGGUUUCUAUCAGAAGAGUUCUGGAAAUGGCGUACUGGAAGGCUUGAGGAGUGGGAAGAUACUCCUAUGACUUCUGACCUCUUCUGGAACUGGAUGGAACAUUUAAACGAAGACCUCGAGGGAGUGCAGGAGAUGUUUGAAGCAGAGGAAGCAAAAAUAUCAGUGCCCUGCGUGACAGACACAUUGCAGGCAAUAUGGACCUUCGUCUAUCUCGUGAUAUUGAUGCAGAUCGGGCUGCUGUUGCUGUGUGAACAGGAUCUUUGGUGGCAGCAGCAUAUAUUUCGCGUGAAAGAGAGUGACAUGCUUUCAUGGGCACAGCUGCCACACUCGAAGUCGGCACCUGCGAGAAAGCUGCGGAUCCUCGACUUUCCUGCUGGACAGGAUAUGGAAAAAUUAACGAUUUAA